Molecule: messenger RNA, 1443 nt
Organism: Strongylus vulgaris
Lineage: Eukaryota; Metazoa; Nematoda; Chromadorea; Rhabditida; Strongylidae
Source: the annotation of a GenBank genome assembly
CUAACGACAACCAUAGCUCCGCUCCUUGACAGGAUUUUUUCCAACACUUCACUUGGUCAUCGCCUCCUCGAAAGACUGACUCUCGUGAAUUUACGACAUACCCUCUAUCUAAUCACGCCCUACGAAACAUCGGUGCAAACCUUAGAGGAGGUCCCGAAUUACAAUGUUGAGGUAUCAGCAUGGUGGAUGACGUUUGUCGUCCUCGAAUUCUUCAUUUUAAAAAUCUCUGGACAUCAUGAUCGAUUCGCCUUGAACGACUCUAUCACGUCAAUAUGUGCUGGAAUGUUGAGUCAAUGCUUUAAAUUUGGUGGGCGAACUGUAGCUAUUUUCUUAUAUGUCUUUAUCUGGAACAACUUUCGACUUAUUGAACUACCAUGGGAAUCACCAUGGACAUGGUUGCUCUGUUUAGUAUUCCAGGACUUGAUGUAUUAUUUGGGACAUCGCGCUGUGCACGAAGCUGGCUUUUUCUGGGGCCUGCAUACCAUACAUCAUAGCUCGGAAUACUAUAACUUCUCUACAGCACUUCGUCAAGCUGCCAUACAAGAUGCUGGGUUGGCUAUUUAUGAUGUUCUACAGGCAUUCUGCAUUCCGCCACCAAUAUUCCUAGUUCAUCGAUACUUCAGCGAGAUACUCCAAUUCGUCAUGCAUACUAGCGUGAGUACAGCUUUCUGCAUUCCACCACCAAUAUUCCUAGUUCAUCGAUAUUUCAGCGAGAUACUCCAAUUCGUCAUGCAUACCAGCCUGAUCGACGAUCUUGGGCCUCUCGGCAUUAUAUUCAAUACACCGUCACAUCAUCGUGUCCAUCAUGGUCGUAACCCAUACUGUAUAGAUAAAAACUAUGGUGGAGUGUUCAUCCUUUGGGAUAAGAUGUUUGGAACGUUUGCAGCCGAACGCAAAGAUGAUCCGCCAGUUUAUGGCCUUGUACACAAUGAAAACACCUUCAACCAGAUCUAUCUUCAGGCUCAUGUUCUUUGGGAUAUGAUCUACUUCAAAGGACAAAUGAAGGAUGAAAAGGGGCAACCACUAUUUCCAGGAAUAGUCAACAAGAUCAAAGCAGCACUUUAUCCCCCUGGAUGGUUCCCUGGCGUGCCAGUGAGACCAUUUUUCCAUUGGCUUAGCCUGGUUGAUACCGCCUACGGAGUUCCAGAGGUUUAUUACAUAGAUUUCACGCUGAAAAUCGCCUUCUUCCUUAUCACUAUGCAAACAUUCAGCGCUUUCUUCGAUAAAAAGUGGUAUGCCCCAUCGUUGGAGAUUUCGCGUUGUGUCGGAGUUGUAGUCUUUUUGUCUCUCAAAUUGACGGACAAAAUCGGCGUGGGCCCCCAUCGUCUGUUUAUGAUUGGUGUAUUUGUCUGUUCAGCGUUGCUUUGGAUAGGAUGUUGUAUUAAAGAGGUUAGUUGGCUUUCUAUGCAGAAAAAGAGGAUAGAUUUUAUCAAAGCUGACUAA